AUGUUAGGUCGCAGCGGCCGACGGAGCCUGCCGGUGCUGAAGGGCCGCGGCAUCGAAGCGGCGCCCGAGCCGUCGAGGGAUGCGCUGCCACAAGGUGGGGAGCGACACGGGUCGAGUGGUUGGAUCCGCGUGGAGUCGCGCUCUAAGCCGGGCACCUUCUACUAUGCGCACCCGGCCACGAAGCGCACCCAGAUGGAGCGUCCGGUGGACCCCCACCGCGCGCGGUCCACUGGAGCCAGUGGAGCUGCACCGGUGGAGAAGCCGAAGGCGGAGCCGGUGGAGGAGGUGGAGGACGUGGAGACGGCGGAGGAGAAGCGGAAGCGAGAGGAGGCACGGAAGGCAGAAGAGAAGGCUAGAGAAGAGGAGGAAGAGAGGGAAAGGCAAGAAGUGUUAAUGAGAGCGCGGCAGAGAAGAGCCCAGGAAAGGUUGGAGGAAGAGAAACGUCGCAAAGAAGAGGAGGAGCAGGAAGAAGAGGAACGGCAGAAGUUAGCUGAAAGAAGAAGAGAGAAGAAACAGAAGCAGGAAGAGGAGAAGAGAGAGUCAGAGAGGCUUCAAAAGGAGGCCGAGGAAAAACGGCACAAGGAGAUGGAGGAGCUUAACAAAGCCUUGGAUCAAGCGACUCCAACGAUUCCAGUUUCAGUGGGCCGACGCAGUGAUGGUACUAGGCACAGUGGGGCCAAAUGGAAGAAAGAAGCCUCAGACGAGGAGGAAGAGGUCACGCAAGAAGACCUGGAGAAAUGGAAAGAAGAUGAGGAGAGAAGGGAGCGUGAAGAGGUGGAAGCCAAGCGCAGGAAGAUUGAAGAGGAGGAACGUCGAAAGCGCGAAGCGGAGUUGGCCGAACAGCGAAAGAAGGCGGAGUUCGCGGCGGCGGUGGAGCGUGCGCGGCAGAUGAAGAUCGCACCUCGGAGUCGGUGGCCAUUCUAUGCGUGGCGUGCACCAGGCGAACCACAUCAGGAAAAAUUCCCUCCAGCCAAGGAAUCGGACCGGCAGAAGCAGGAGGAACUUCGAAAGGAGACCAAAGAGGCUCGAAAAUCCUCCAGCUCCUCCCCUUCGCCACCACGUGUGCGGGACCCGCAGCAGCCAGCGCAGCCAGGGCAGCCGGCGGGGCAGCCGGCGGGGCAGCCGGGGCAGCCGGGGCAGCCGGCGGGGCAGCCGGGGCAGCCUGCGCCCAUGGCUCCUGUGGUGUUUGCGCCACCGGCAGCACCGGUGGAGGCUCCAAGUUUGCAGCAAGCCUUUCUAAUGCCACCAAAGGUGGUGCCUCCUCCUCCACCGCCCAAGCCAGCACCAACCCCUCCCACCUUGGCCAACCUCUUGAGCGGUGCAGUGGCAAAGCCAGACUUUGGCUCACUGCUGAAGAACCCAAAGCCACCCGAAGCUGCCGCUAAUGCGCCAUCCAAUGGUCAGGAUACAGGCCCACAGACUGGCACCAUUCUCUGGUACAAUGGGCGCCGAAAAUGUGGCCUUUUGUUGGCAGACCGAGAUCAGCAUCAGUGGCCUAGCAGUGAAUACCGGACAUCUGGCACCACCGGUCCCGGCUACCUCCUAGACCUGGCCCGGCCCGGUUCCGCCGGCUCCCCGGCCAACGUGCGGCCCCUGCCGCAUCAAAGUGGGCUCAGCUGUGGCGGGGAUAGCCAGAUGGGGCCGCGCCUCGCCAACGAGGACCGGACCAUCGCCACAGACUUGCAGGACAGUCUGGGCCAUAUGGUCGGCAUCUUCGACGGUCACCGUGGCACCUUCUGUGCAGAUUACCUGUCACAAGAAGUGCCGAAGAUGAUCGUGCAAGGUGUCCGCGAAGCCUUUUCGCAGCGUUUGAAGGGGGCAUCACUGGACAUGUUAAGCGCAGCUGAAGAGGCGGAGGUGAUCAAGUUGGGGAUCAUCAGAGGUCUGGAAAUGACGGAUCAGAAUUUCUUGAACCUGGCGCAGCAAUACGGCUUCAAAGACGGUGCAUCUGCGCUGAUUGCGGUCGUGAUGCACGGCUUCCAGGAGCCCCAUGGCCGCACGGUGCCCACAGACCACGUGUGCGACCGAGCAGAGGAGCGACAUCGCUUGUCAACCGCUGGAGGUCAACUGGUGCAGGCCGGGGAGCGAGCAUCGGCGGAAGAGGACCUGCGGGGCGUUUGGUGGCUGGGUCGCCCCGGCAAUCCCGAGCUCACCUGGGCACGGCAGCAAUGCUAUGAGGAUGUGGAUCCUCGGCUUCUCGAGCAGCCGAACCGGCAGGGAGGCUGGGCCAAAGAACUUCCUGGCUGCUUCAAGGGGCUUUGGGGCACCUCGGAGUGUGCGGUUUGGUUGUGUGGGACAUUUGAGCAUCUUGCUUGGGGUUGCUUUGAGCAUCUUGAGCCCCAGGUCUUCUCAGCCAGCCCAGAGGUUCAGGUCAUCGACUUGCUGCCCGAGGACUGGGCCGUCGUGGUGGCCACGCGCGGCGUCUUCGCAGCGGCUCGGAGGGAGCGUCGACCGGGCCGGAGACAACGGGAGCGUCUUCGGGCAGCACCAGAGGCAGCGCCUCGUAACCAUGCUGAGGAUGUCAUGGCGCAGCAGGGCGCCGGGCCGCAGGAAGCUGCCCAAACGGUGACCCAACGCGCGCUGCAGAUGCUGAGCUUGAAGGGCAGAUGA
This is a messenger RNA of Durusdinium trenchii, 2610 nucleotides long. NCBI's taxonomy places the organism in Eukaryota, Dinophyceae, Suessiales, Symbiodiniaceae. The record is from the annotation of a GenBank genome assembly.